Molecule: messenger RNA, 2303 nt
Organism: Orycteropus afer afer
Lineage: Eukaryota; Metazoa; Chordata; Mammalia; Tubulidentata; Orycteropodidae
Source: RefSeq, a predicted model, not a curated record
CACCUCCCGCGGGGGGCGGGGAGAGCGCGCGGCUGCUGGGCGCUCGCUCCCCAGUUCCCCUCAUCCCUUCGUACUCCCAGCUCUUCCCCUCCGAACCCCACCGCGGCUCCUCGUCAUGGCGGCUUUCAGCAAAUCCAUUCCUCAUAACUGCUACGAGAUCGGCCACACUUGGCACCCUUCUUGCAGAGUUUCCUUCCUGCAGAUCACCGGGGGAGCCCUGGAGGAGUCCCUGAAGAUCUAUGCCCCCCUGUACUUGAUUGCAGCAAUUCUCCGGAAACGAAAAUUAGACUAUUAUUUACACAAACUGCUUCCUGAGAUCCUACAAUCUGCUUCAUUUCUGACUGCUAAUGGGGCCUUGUAUAUGGCUUUCUUUUGCAUUUUAAGGAAGAUACUUGGAAAAUUCUACUCAUGGAGUCCUGGUUUUGGUGCCGCUUUGCCAGCAUCUUAUGUGGCCAUUCUAAUUGAAAGGAAAAGCAGGAGAGGGCUCCUCACAAUUUAUAUGGCCAACUUGGUCCUUUUGUUCUGCAUCACAGCUGCCAUGUACAUGUUCUUUUUCAGGUGCAAAGAUGGUUUGAAAGGAUUUACAUUCUCUGCGCUUAGAUUCAUUGUAGGGAAGGAGGAAAUACCCAUACAUUCUUAUUCACCAGAGGCAGCAUAUGCGAAAGUGGAACAAAAGAGAGAAAAACAUGAGGAAAAACCACGAAUAAUGAAUGUAAUUGCUCUAGUCAGGAAACUUGUGGAUUCAAUAUGCAAGCAUGGACCAAGACAUAGAUGUUGCAAACACUAUGAAGAUAAUUGCAUCUCUUACUGCAUUAAAGGUUUCAUCCGAAUGUUUAGCGUGGGGUACCUGAUCCAGUGCUGCCUGCGAAUCCCCUCUGCAUUUAGGCAUCUGUUUACACAGCCAUCCCGGCUAUUGUCUCUCUUCUAUAAUAAGGAAAACUUCCAGCUUGGAGCUUUUCUUGGGUCUUUUGUUAGUAUAUACAAGGGUACUAGUUGCUUCCUGCGCUGGGUCAGAAACCUGGAUGAUGAACUACAUGCUAUUAUAGCCGGAUUUUUGGCAGGUGUAUCAAUGAUGUUUUAUAAGAGCACAACAAUUUCCAUGUACUUAGCUUCUAAAUUGGUGGAGACAAUGUAUUUCAAAGGCAUCGAAGCAGGGAAGGUUCCCUAUUUUCCCCAUGCAGAUACUAUCAUCUACUCCAUCUCUACAGCAAUUUGCUUCCAGGCAGCUGUCAUGGAAGUUCAGACUUUGCGACCAUCUUAUUGGAAAUUCCUUUUAAGGCUAACUAAGGGCAGGUUUGCCGUUAUGAACAGAAAAGUUCUUGAUGUUUUUGGUACUGGUGCUUCUAAACACUUUCCGGAUUUCAUCCCCAGGCUGGAUCCAAGAUAUACGACUGUAACACCAGAGUUACCCACAGAAUUUUCUUGAAGAUAACUAUGAUUUAUUAAUGUGACUAAAUGUUUCAUCAUUCUAUCCUGAAGAUUUAAUUAUGUUGAACACAAAGAAGGGAGCCUGGGCUUGAACUUCAGUGUUAUUUCAAUGGGAAAUGCUUUUUUUUUUUUUCUUACCAAUCAGAAAUACUGAAGCUUUUUAGGAAGGUCUUGCUUAAUAAUUAAGCUCCCUCUGUAGCCAGAAUCUGAUCUGGAUCACCGCAGUGGUUGACAUUAUGAUAUAUUAUCGACUAAAUUAUGCCCACAAGCAAUUUAAAAUAAUCUAUGUAGAAUUGCAAUAACAAAUAAGAGUAUACUUAAAAUUAUUUUAAAAGCUGUCUUUAGUUCAUUCCAAUAUAAUUCUUGGUUAAAACUAAGAAUGUUUCUACAUUUUAGAAUUUUUAAGAAUCACGGGUACAUGGAUUUGGUCUGUUUUUUUUAUUUUUUUAUUUUUUACUUUUUAAUUGGUAACUCUAGUGCUGAAAUAUUAUGGAUUUGAAAUAACUCUUCACAACCAGUGCUGCUUUAGUAUAGAGCAAUUUAAUUGGAGAAAGUGGCCAUUCUUAUUUCAGGAAUGCAAAAGUGAGUCUCAUAACAUUUGGUGGUAUCUAUGUACUUUUUUCCUACUGAUACGUCAUCUCUGACUCCAUGACCAGUUGGGCUGUUUGCCAGUUCAGUGAACCUAUGUGCUAGUGGCGUGUUAGGAACAAAUGAAAAUUGGAACAUCUGCUAAAGUUAGAAUGUCCUGUUAUAAUCUUUUAUAGAAGCAUUACACUUGAAUGUUUAGAACAAAUGAAGUUACUUCUGAGUCUCCUGUAUAUUUAUUAUGGGUUUUUGUUUUGUUUUGUUUUUUCAUGUAUAAGGACUGAAUUCUU